CACGAUGUUAGCUGGCAAGCAGUUGAUCGUUACUUUCAAAGUGCCUUCCUUGCUUGAAAGACGUCCAGAAAUAUUGUUCGGCCACACUGUCCGCAUACGAGAGGAGCUCAGCAUGCACAAAAAAGAGCUCUUAGCGACAGUCUUCAAGGUGACGCGUGAUCUCAUACAGGUGCUUGUAUUCAAGAAACACCACAAGAUGUUUCAAAAAAAGUGUCGCCUAUUCUUACGCUUUAUGGUAGAUCAUCAGCCGUUCAAGGUGAUGGCCUUCACUCUCCAGUGUGUGCGUGCCAAAGGGCUAUGGCUGGAAGAGGGAGAAAACAGGCACAAAUGCGAAUACAUCCGACAAGAGUCCCUCCAAAGACUCUCGGAUCACUCAUCGAGUGCGAUCGAAAGCAGAGCUGAGUGUGUUGAGGGGUUGAACACAGAGCAACGGGAAGCGGCCACCGGAAUUGCUGACUGCUGUGAGGGGGAUGUGUACCUGGUGCAUGGUCCACCCGGCACUGGGAAGACCACGGCCGUCAUAUCCGCCACACGUCUGGUGAUUAGUUCGGGUCAGAAAGUACUGCUGUGUGCGCCAUCGCAUGCUGCCGCCGAUGUGCUCGUGCAACGGCUGGCUGAAUGUGUGCCAAACCCUCGUGAAACCAUUCUGCGCUUGUAUCCGUACCAGAGAGACUACUCGAAUGUACCGAUGGAUGUGAAGCCUUAUGCCCACUUCGAUGCCGUGGCAGGAAUGUUCGUGUGCCCACCCCCUGAGGUACUGAUGGCGCGGUCGAUCAUCGUGUGCACGUGUUUGUCAGCGGCCAUUCUAGCUGAUGUUCCUUCGCUCCGAGGCACGCUGUCGCAUAUAAUUAUUGAUGAAGCGGCGCAAGCGACGGAACCAGAAGUGCUGGUGCCCAUCUCGGCUGUCGGGGCCAAGACCACACGGGUGGCUUUGAUUGGAGAUCACAAGCAGCUGGGGCCUGUAGUGCGCAGUGCAGAUGCACGACGAAUGGGACUACAUGUAUCGCCCCUGGAACGGCUAUGUAAGCUGCAUGCGGACGGUGACGCGUCGUCGUUGAAUAGGCGGAUUCUUCUCACUCAACUGACUAAAAACUAUCGGUCCCACGAGACACUGCUUGAGUUGCCGUCAAAGCUCUUCUACAAUAACUCGCUCGAGGCGUGCUCUGAAAACGCCACAGAUCAAUCCCUGUUGGCGUGGGAGGAACUUCCUACGAAGGCACCGCUGCUCUUCUACGGAGUGGCUGGGCAUUACCAUCAGGACGGAGACAGCCGGUCGUACUUCAACGACACGGAGGCUAGUCUGGUGUCAACCAUUGUUCAGAAGCUGCUGCAGUAUAAACCCGGCAGUGUGUCUACGAACGAUAUUGGCAUCAUCGCACCAUUUCGAAAGCAGGUGUACAACAUCAGAACACUGUUGCGUGCGCAUGGUCUGGGUGCCAUCCGUGUGGGGACUGUACAAGAUUACCAAGGCCAGGAAGAGAAAAUCAUCUUCAUCAGCACGGUGAUUGGCAGAAACGUGAGAACAAAAUCGCAAAUCCUGAAGGGGUUUGGCUCAGGGCUUACGGGUAAUGCCAGGCGUUUCAAUGUCGCCAUCACACGCGCCAAGAGUCUACUAGUGGUGGUCGGCGAUCCUUUACCUCUGGUGGGCGAUCCAUAUUGGAUGAAAUUCAUAUCCCAUUGCAUACAGAACAAGACAUACAAGGGCUGUCCAUGCCCUGUCAUUCCGGGUGUUGAAACCAGCACAACGCACGAGCCGGCGAACGUAGACGCACUGAUCGAACGUAUGGGCGCGCUCAUGCUGGGCCCUGGGGAUGAAUCGUUGAUGUUCCCAGACCCAGAGGACUUAGCGUCCUUCUACCGAGACGAGCAGGAAUUCCGCUGUUUAGUAUAAGUGCUUGGGUGUGGCGAUUGCCGCGCCGUGCCUUCUCCUAUGCACACCUAUACUGUGCACAAACUAUGUUAAUGGGGGCGAAUUCUUCUCCAAUAUGCCCUAGUAUCUCGGCUUAAGAUGAUACGCUAAUCAGUAAACCUUCGACUCGAAAGAGUUCUCCAAAGAGCGCAUAAUCUCAUACUCCUAUAUCCUCGUUCCACAGCUCAGGCCGAUCCUUUAUAAACUGUUCCAUCAUCUUAACACACUCCUCCGAUUGCACCACUUGCACACACUCCCCUCUCGAGCGCAAGCAGCUCUCUGGGCCUUGGAAAGUUCGGCUCUCGCCCACCACUACGCGGGGAAUCUUGUACAGUUGUAUGCCCCAGUACACAUGUCACACGGCGAAAGUGUGCUGUAUAGUGAGGCUCGUUGGUAGUCCG
Molecule: messenger RNA, 2310 nt
Organism: Sphaeroforma arctica JP610
Lineage: Eukaryota; Ichthyosporea; Ichthyophonida
Exons: 17
Coding region: 5-1891 (628 amino acids)
Molecular function (GO): 5'-3' RNA helicase activity; RNA binding
Source: RefSeq, a predicted model, not a curated record